AUGGAGAGUCAUACUGAAAUGGAGAUGCUGAGGACAGUGAAGGGACCUUCCACAGGGGAGGUCAGUGUGCACCUGGUGGCCAGAGACAGCCAAGGUUCCGGCCCUCACCUGCCAGCAACUGCCUUCAUCAUUCCAGCCAGCACAGCAACCCUUGGCCUGCCCAGCAGUGCCCUAGAUAUGACCUGCUUUCCUCGAGAGCCAAUCCAUGUGGGCGCCCUGGAACGGGUAGCCAACAGCGAACCAGUCACAGCCACUGUGCUGCCACAGCUAAGUGCUGGGCCAGUGGCCAGCUCUAGCGCCAGUACCGUGAGACUUCUGGAGUGGACAGAGGCUGCAGCUCCGCCCCCUGGGAGUAGCCUUCGGUUCCGGAUAAGCGAGUACACACCAAUGAAUAUGGUGGGAAUAGAGCAACCACGGAGCCCCAAGCGGCAAAAGGAAGGCAUGGCCGAGAGCGAAGAUGGUGGGCCCACAUCGGGAGGUGGCCGUAUGGACACCCAACAGCCCGAGGGCCUCCCUCAGGACCCUCCCGAAGAUCCUUCUCAGGACCCCUCAGAGAAUGACAGCGCCUGUCGGUGCCAGGCCUGCGGACCUCAGCAAAGCGCUGGUCCAGAUCUUGGUUCCUCCAGUAAUGCCUGCCCUCCGCUGUUCCAGGAGCGGUCUGUCAUAGUAGAGAACUCAGGCUGCACCAGCGCUUCUGAGCUCCUGAAACCCAUGAAGAAGAGAAAGCACAGGGAAUACCAGAGCCCAUCAGAGGAGGAGUCAGAGCCAGAGGCCCUGGAGAAGCGAGAAGGAAAGGAUCCAGAGGGACAGCCCAGUGCCAGCACUCCAGAGAGUGAGGAGUGGAGCAGCACCCAGCCUGCAUCAGGUGAGAAGAAGGAAGGCUGGUCAUGGGAGUCCUACCUGGCAGAACAAAAGGCCGUCACUGCCCCUGUCAGCCUCUUCCAGGACUCCCAGGCAGUCACUCAUCACAAGAAUGGCUUCAAACCAGGCAUGAAGCUGGAAGGCAUUGACCCUCAACACCCGUCCAUGUACUUCAUCCUCACUGUGGCUGAGGUGUGUGGCUACCGCCUGCGUCUGCACUUCGAUGGGUAUUCCGAGUGCCAUGACUUCUGGGUCAAUGCCAACUCCCCUGACAUUCACCCUGCUGGCUGGUUUGAGAAGACUGGUCACAAGCUGCAGCCUCCCAAAGGUUACAAGGAGGAGGAAUUCAGUUGGAGCCAGUACCUGCGCAACACAAGAGCUCAGGCGGCCCCCAAGCACCUGUUCGUGAGCCCAAGCCAUAGUUCCCCUCCCCUGGGCUUCCAGGUGGGCAUGAAACUGGAAGCUGUUGACCGCAUGAACCCAUCCCUCGUCUGCGUGGCCAGUGUGACCGACGUGGUGGACAGCCGCUUCCUGGUGCACUUUGACAACUGGGAUGAUACUUACGACUACUGGUGUGAUCCCAGCAGUCCCUACAUCCACCCAGUAGGCUGGUGUCAGAAGCAAGGAAAGCCACUCACCCCACCACAAGAUUACCCAGACCCUGAUAGCUUCUGCUGGGAGAAAUAUCUAGAAGAAACUGGGACUUCUGCUGUGCCCCCCUGGGCCUUCAAAGUGCGACCCCCUCACAACUUCUUGGUCAACAUGAAGCUAGAAGCUGUGGACCGCAGGAACCCAGCCCUGAUUCGUGUGGCCAGCGUGGAUGAUGUGGAAGACCAUCGGAUUAAGCUCCACUUUGAUGGCUGGAGUCACAGCUAUGACUUCUGGAUCGACGCCGAUCACCCAGACAUCCACCCUGCAGGCUGGUGCUCCAAGACAGGACAUCCCCUGGAGCCUCCUCUCCGGCCCAGAGAACCCAGCUCUGCCUCCCCUGGGGGGUGCCCCCCUCUCAGCUAUAGAAGCCUGCCUCACUCCAGGACCUCCAAGUACAGCUUUCACCACCGGAAGUGCCCCACUCCUGGCUGUGAUGGCUCUGGCCAUGUCACAGGCAAGUUCACAGCUCACCAUUGCCUCUCUGGCUGCCCACUGGCCGAGAGGAACCAGAGCCGCCUGAAAGCGGAGCUGUCUGACACGGAGGCUUCAGCCAAGAAAAAGAACCCCCCUAACCUGUCACCGAGAAAGAAGCCUCGCCAUCACGGCCGGAUUGGACGCCCUCCAAAGUAUCGGAAGAGUCCACAGGAAGAUUACCAGACACUUGCUCCUGAUGUCAUGCAGCAGUCCUUCUUCAUGUCAGCCUUGUCCACCCACCCGGACCGCUCACUGUCAAUAUGCUGGGAGCAGCACUGCAAACUUCUGCCGGGAGUAGCCGGGAUCUCAGCUUCUGCAGUCUCCAAGUGGACCAUUGAGGAGGUCUUUGGCUUCGUUCAGACCCUGACAGGUUGUGAGGACCAAGCACGCCUCUUCAAAGAUGAGGCGGACAUUGUGAAGAUCAUGAGCGUCAAGCUGGGCCCAGCCCUGAAGAUCUAUAACGCCAUUCUCAUGUUCAAAAACACUGAUGACACCCUAAAGUGACUGGCCAGGGCUGGGUCUCCUCCAGUCCUUGCUGGACCUCCCUCUCCAGCUGAUGGUUCCUUCCUGACUGGAGCUCCUCAUAUCCCCUCUGUACCCCCAUCCUCUGUAUCUGACCAGGCCUGGUCUUUCCUAAAUGGUGGAGAGGGGCCCUAGGGAAGGUCAAGAACUGGCCGGGGUCCUGGGGCUCAUUUGCCUUCAGGGGUCCUGGUGAGGACAUGACUGAGCUGGGCACCAUUGCGGGAGCUGCUUGCAGGUACUCUGUCUAAGGGACCCCACAUCUCCUGUAGACAGUGCUGUGAUCAAAGGCUGUUUUCCUUAGCAGUAAGGAAGAGUCCGGUAGAGCAAGAGUCCCCACCCUGAGGCUCUUGUUCCUUUUCACAUCUCUGUUAUUUUUCUCUU
Molecule: messenger RNA, 2889 nt
Organism: Octodon degus (degu)
Lineage: Eukaryota; Metazoa; Chordata; Mammalia; Rodentia; Octodontidae
Gene: L3mbtl1
Product: L3MBTL1, histone methyl-lysine binding protein
Exons: 21
Coding region: 1-2490 (829 amino acids)
Biological process (GO): regulation of DNA-templated transcription
Cellular component (GO): nucleus
Molecular function (GO): zinc ion binding
Source: RefSeq, a predicted model, not a curated record